Gymnogyps californianus (California condor) is the source of this 3299-nucleotide messenger RNA. It is a transcript of the gene SYCP2L, whose product is annotated as synaptonemal complex protein 2 like. NCBI's taxonomy places the organism in Eukaryota, Metazoa, Chordata, Aves, Accipitriformes, Cathartidae. The coding region runs from base 48 to 3008 and encodes 986 amino acids. The record is from RefSeq and is a predicted model, not a curated record. The transcript has 37 exons.
CCUGUGCCGCUGCGGAGCCAGAGCCCCCCCCCCGCCGCUCCCGCGCCAUGGCCCAGGAAAGAAAAAGUGAAGAAUGGAAUAAAGAGGUGAAUGGCAACAUGGCAGCCAGAGCAGAAGACUAUCUUGAGUCGCUGCUCAAUGAUGCUUUUAAGGGGAAGGGAUUUCAGAAAAUAAGCGAACUGCUUCAAGAGAGAGAGAUAGAGCCUCCCCAGAAAUACAGCAAAUCUCUCUUCAACCAGCUAGACAAAGCACUGAGAAAGGAGCUGGACAAGAAUGAAUUCCAGAAUGUUUCGCUGCUGCUGAAAUGUAUUCAGCUCUACUUUAAAAGUGAUCUUGAAGAAGGGACGAGUUUGUUUAUUGAGCAAGGACUGAUAGAAAAGCUGGUAUCUUGGUUUGAAAGAGCAAGAGCAUUUAUGAUCCUCAUCGACCCAAACACAAAUAAGUUUUUGAUGUUACUUCUUGAAGACUUCUUUGACUCUGCAUUGGUGAUUUGCAGGUGCAGUAAAAAAGGGAAGAAAGAGGUGGUGAAUUUAUUUUUACCUGAACUAGGGCAUCUGGUGACAGAAGCAAAUAUUUGCUGCACUGUGCGGCAGGAGGCUUUGAGGACCCUCAACUCCAUACUCGACAGUGUCCCACGGGAGGAGAGAAAGAAAUUCCCUCUGUCUGAGGAGAUGUGCUCGCUCACGAAAGACCUUGCAAAAACUAUACUGGAGGUUGGUGAUUAUGACCUUCAGGUUGCCCUUUCAGAAGCACUUUGUAGGUUAAUGGCAAAAAAAUGGAGGGAUGACCUUGUUCACCACUGGUUUGAAGAUAACUAUCUUGCUGAAGCUUUCAAAGCGAUCAAGGAUAGAGAAUUUGAGACGGACUGCAGAAAAUUUCUUAACCAGCUAAAUGAAAGGCUUGGGGAUGAAAGAAGAGUCUAUUCAAUCCCUUGCAUAUCUGCUUUUGCUGACAUGAAUGAGGUGAAGAAGCCAUCGGAUGAGAAGCUGGAGGAGUUCUGGAUUGACUUCAACACCGGCAGCCAGAGUGUGACUUUCUAUGUGGACAGUAACGAGGGUGCUCUUUGGGACUCUGUGAGGCUGUCGAAAGAAGCAGUCAGCAGUUACAGCCUGAAGGAGAAUGAUGGAGAAAAGAUUGUUAAAAUUUACAUGAAGAUUCCUGCUACUUUUAAUAAAACAGAAGCAACAAAAAUCAAAAUAUCUUUCAGUGCUGAGUUUGAAAUAUUAAGUGUACUUAGAAAAGUCCUGGGAGAUGAAAAAAUGAUGAUAAAUGCAGCUGAAGAGGAGUCUGUCCAUGCUGGGAAGCAAGCCACGCAGAAUGAAGCAGUGAUACCCGGGUCCACUAAUUCGCAGGGCAGGGAAGAUCCUCCAAACUCUGAAAACAUGGACUCCCUAUCAGACAACUUAGCCUCUCAGCACAGCCAACAGUUAACAGGCACUGUACCACAGAAAACGGUUAACUCUGGUGUCACCGUGAUUACAGUGAGCCAGCAGACUGAUGCGGAAAAUGCUAACCCAGGCUCAGCAAAAAAGUCCAAAACUCCAUCUCCAAGGACGAAAGCUAAGCCUAGUGAGAAGCCCCUAGAAGAAGAACCCAUGGAGGAGUCAACAGGAAAGAAGGAUGUUACCUGGGAAAAGAGAAACAGAAAAACAAGUUUGGCCAAGCAGAGGACUGAAGGCAGGAAGGAAAUCUAUGACUUUGAAAACUCAGACUCUGCAAGUCAUGAAAAGGUUGCUGAAGCCAAAGGAAAGAUUCUUGGCCAGAAAGUUUCUUCACAAAAUCAGAGGAGUCAUGAAAUGGGAAACAAGAACGAGGAAUCAAACAAGCUCGAGAGAAGGCCGUCCAGUUACAGGAAACACCUUUUCUCUGAAAGCAACAAUGAAAAUACAAGCACUGGUCAGAGUGAAAAAAGCUGGAUCCUUGACUCUCAGAAACAGUCGUUGCCAAAAUCUCUUGACUAUACCCGAAAAAGAUCCAGGGUGAGAAGUAAACUAAAAGUGCUUCCAAUGUCUUCCGCAAGUAGUGGCAGUGAUGACCAGACAAAGAAGCAGGGAACAUCAAGGCAAAGAGUUCAAAAGGAGAUGCUAAGGAAAAAAAGGACAUCCAGCUCCAAGGGAGACGAUUUACCUACAGUGGAUCUUGCUGAUGGAAUGCUCUCAGAGGAGCUCGAAGGGAGUCCACUAUCACUUGAUGCGUCGCCCAAGGGCUAUUCCAGUGAUGAGGAGAAGGCCACGCAGAAGUUUCACGAUCCAUCGGGAAACUUGUCAAGAGAAGAAGGAAGUUCUAAGCGGAAGGACUCAGAUAUAUUAAGUGACACUGUCAUAAAAAAGCCUAAAUUUUCCAGCUGGGAAACAAGUCACUUGUCCUCUGACACUUCCUAUAAAUCAAGGAAACUUUUUGAUUCAGUAGAGAAGGAAGCGGAGAUCCAAACAGGUCAGGAAAUGGAUGAUAGUGUGGAUGAUGUAUUUUUUUCCAAGAUGCAGAGUGAAGACUUCAGUGAUUCAGGGGUGACUGCUGCAUUUGAAAGCUUUAUCGGCCAACUAAAGAAAUUGUUCUUGUCCCGGUACAAAAGGAUGGAGACCAGUGCACAGAACGUCCUGAGGACUUCGGAGAAGAACGUGUCCACCCUGCUGAACCAGAUACAUGAGUGCAGGCUGAGUAAGCUGGAGACCUUCCACAAGAUUGUUGUUGAAGAGCUUGUCAGUGUUGAGAAGGAAACUCAAGUCUUGGCAAACAUGGAGAAGGACGCGGUGGACUUCUGGAACAUGCAGUUGCUCAAACUGAAUUCUUUCUGCAACGAGCAAAAGCAAAGGGGUCAGAGGAGGCGGAAGGAGGCGAUCAUUUCCGAUAUAAAAGAUACCGUUGGUGCAAACGCUGGGCAAAAAGCUGCAAAAGGGGGAAUCCUCAGGUUCAUUUUUAUUGAAUUCAGUCUGUUGACUCGGCCCUGGGUGAAACCGCAAAGAGUUUUGCCGACACUAUCCAGAAUACAACGUAUGAACGCCCAGUGAAGAAGGCAGUGGAAAACGUGUUCAUUGUUCCUUCUGACUAGCAAACCCCUGAAUUCAUUAGAGCUCUUAGCAUUCGAGCUCCUUAUGCAGUGUAGAGAAGAUGGUCCUGUGAAGGAUGUUAAUCUAUUUUAAAUGGAAAGGAAAAAAAGGGGAGGAAAAUAACAUUGAUAUUGAGCCUUUCUUUGCUUACAAAAAAUAUACACUGCUGAGUGGUCCAGUUUUGACCCCUGUUGAUAACAUCAAUUUUUUCUGCAAAAUUGCAAGAUGGGUCCAUUAAGUAUCAAAGAAAUA